Helianthus annuus (common sunflower) is the source of this 1148-nucleotide messenger RNA. RefSeq lists its product as uncharacterized. The record is from RefSeq and is a predicted model, not a curated record. NCBI's taxonomy places the organism in Eukaryota, Viridiplantae, Streptophyta, Magnoliopsida, Asterales, Asteraceae. The transcript has 4 exons. The coding region runs from base 618 to 1013 and encodes 131 amino acids.
CUUUUCUCUCUCCAUAGAUCAGAACUCAUUCAUCUCCAUGAAAACUACCUCCCUCCUCAUUCAUCUCUCUCUUCUAACAAAAAAACUCACCACCACUUUGUUCAGAUCAAAGAAAUUCGGAACAAAUCUAAAGAUGUCGAUAUGGGGGUUUACCAGAUCUAUCUCGUUUGCCGAUAUGGGGUGGUUUUGCCGGUGCACUUAGGGUUCGUUUGAGGUUCAGAUCUAAACUUUGGUGAUGAAGAAUCAGAUCUCAAAGAGAGGCUGAAGUUUACAGAUUGGGAGGAAUGGGAAUUGAGAAAAUAUUAAAGGGUCGAAUCAAGUCAAGCCACAGGUAGAGGUUGACUUCAAAUUGGCAACCAAAGAGCAUGAAGACUCAAUUUCAGAAGAGGCUCAGAUUACAGAGGUUGGUUCUUCAUUUUCAUGUAUUCAAGCUUAAAUAAAUUUGAUGUGUUGUUUGAGAGUAGGGUUGUUGAAGAUCCUCAUAAUAUUGUUCCACAUAAUCUUUCACCUGUUUUUGCAUUUAAUGAAGAUGAAGAUGCAUUGUUUGAGAGUAGGGUUGUUGAAGAUCCUGAACCUAAAUAUUGUUCCACAUAAUCUUUCACCUAUUUUUGCAUUUAAUGAAGAUGAAAAUGCAUUGUUUGAGAGUAGGGUUGUUGAAGAUCCUGAACCUAAAUAUUGUUCCACAUAAUCUUUCACCUGUUUUUGUAUUUAAUGAAGAUGAAGAUGCAUUGUUUGAGAGUAGGGUUGUUGAAGAUCCUGAACCUAUUUCUUCAGAGUUUCCAGUUCUGAAUCAAAAUGGCACAAAUGAUGAUGAAGAUGGUGUUCAGAAUUGUACUUUUGCACAGUUCCAUACAACAUCAGAUUCAGAUCUGGUUCAAGUGGUGGAGGUGACGGUGGUUCCUCCUGCCGGAAAACCACUUAGUAGCUACUUGGCGGUGUGGUCCAUGAGUGACGUGAAGCAUGGUGUGGUUCAUAUGACGGUUCGAUGUUUCAGAUUACGAGGUCGAUGUUGAACAACUGGUUAAGAUCUGAAGCAUUUAGUUCUUGUUUUCUGGAUAUGUUGUUUUUUAUUACUGAUGUUUUCAUUUUUUUUUGUGUAAAACUUGUUUUCAGAUCUGAACAAAUGGAAACAAUUUAAUUUAAGUUCU